GAAAUUAUACAAUGAUAAAAAUUAGUUGAUUCACAAAGUCACUUAUUCUUAUUUGCCCCUCAAAAAGUGCUAAUUACAAAGGGCUAGAAUUCCACUUUAAAAUUAAUGUACGCUUAGAUAUUAAAUAGAACCUGUAAUAAAAGUAACAUCAUUUUAUAGCUUGAAUAAGCCUUCGUUUGCCUCCUCUCUAUAUUACUACGUUCAUGACUACGAAGUCGUCUGUCCUCAUUUCUUGGUGGGAGAGGGGAGAGAGAUAACUAACAUGGCGACCUGCUGAUACAAAAAGGCUGGAAGAGCGAACGGCCUUUUAUCAAAAGGCUUAGAAAUAAAUCUACAAGUCGGUUUUAAAACCUGAGGAAGGAAACAAAGUUACAAUGCCUGUGGUACCUGGUGGAGGUUACCAACAGCAGGGCCCAUCAUGUUUCGAAAGGAUGAAACUAGGCUUCAUGAUCGGUUUCUGCGUAGGCAUGGCCUCAGGUGCACUGUUUGGCGGUUUCUCUGCUCUUAGGUACGGCAUAAGAGGGAGAGAAUUGGUUAACAGUGUGGGAAAAGUAAUGCUCCAAGGUGGAGGAACCUUUGGAACCUUUAUGGCAAUUGGUACCGGUAUACGGUGCUAGUUGUUUUCCCUAUCCAAAACUUUUCCUUAGGCGAGUGGUUGGUUGUAGUACCAAUGGUGUAUUGUUAAUUUCUUAAAGAAAAAAUCUUAUAGUAACAAGACAUACCUUCUGAAGCGACGACUGUUGUGUCAUCCAUCGGAUUUGUCUUGCCUGGAAUAUUCAGGCCAAAACUAAGAUGUCGAAUCUUGUGGGUCAUGUUAAAUUGGUAUGACGAGUAUGGCUGAACGUCGUGUACUGAAAGUAUUAUGUUUGUUAUGCUAAAAAUUCAUAAAUAAAUAUUUGUCAUAUGCAAAUGAAGUACUACAUGCUA
Orussus abietinus is the source of this 927-nucleotide messenger RNA. Its product is annotated as reactive oxygen species modulator 1. Gene Ontology annotation, biological process: protein import into mitochondrial matrix; protein insertion into mitochondrial inner membrane. The record is from RefSeq and is a predicted model, not a curated record. The coding region runs from base 375 to 617 and encodes 80 amino acids. The transcript has 3 exons. Gene Ontology annotation, cellular component: TIM23 mitochondrial import inner membrane translocase complex. NCBI's taxonomy places the organism in Eukaryota, Metazoa, Arthropoda, Insecta, Hymenoptera, Orussidae.